UGUUAUUAUCAUUACUGAUUACCAUACUUAUAUGAUGAGAAUUAUUACUAAAUGACAAUCAUUUCUAUGAAACACUAGUGUAUUUCUAUAAACUGAAUAGAUAAUAAUGAUGAUAAUGUUGAUAAUGUCCACUUACCCUAUGGAUUAUUAAUUAUAUAUAUUAAAUUUAUCCAUCAGUAUUAUAAUAACACUUAAAUAUUUUAGACAACAUUUAGUUAGAAUCAAGGGGAAAAAAAUUAAUAGACAAAUGAAUUUACUGAAAUAUUCUUUAGUUUCUAUGAUGAAAAAUAUAAAAAACGGCAAUAACCAUAGCAACACGCACACACACACAUCCGCACACAAUCUAUUUCAAGUAAUAUUUAUUUGUUAAAAUGAUAAAUCAAUGUUGGAUAUCAAAAAUAUCAUGAUCUUUAUUUAUUAAAAAAAAAGAAAAAAAAGAAAGAAACUAAAUAAAUAAAUAAAAUAAUUAUUAUAUUCUAUACAAACUUUCAAUGUAUACUACUUACAAAGAUUGAUAUUUUAAAAAAAAUAUUUUGUGAACAUUAAAGAGUGAUUAAUUUUAACAAAUCGACAUUUGUAAUUAUAUCCUAUUCCGCAUUUUCUACUUGAGUACGCACACACAUACAUACAUACAUCCAUACACGUAUAUACAAUAAUAUACGUGUUUCUUUUUUAAUUGGAUUUAUUAAUUAUUAGCCUCUAAAACGACCAGCAUCUCAAUGCUUGGUCGUUUGAUGUGGCGAUGACCCGAGGUGAUCAUCGUAGAUCCGGAGGGCACGAUUAUCGUCGUCACACAUCUGGACAUAUACACUCAUCUGAUUCACACCCACGUACAUUUAGCGGAGGUGCAACACAUAGUGAAGUUGGUGAAGGCGGUGUAGGCGGUCUUGUUGGUGAUAGUCACGGUGGUCAUUCAUUCGGUGGUCACGAACAAGGCGGAGUAAUGGAUGCUACGUUCAUCUGGAAAUUAACUAAGCUUGGAAGAAUUGGAUCAUCACGGCUAAGAUUUGAUGAUGAUUUUGCUGAUAGACUUAACUAUCAGUAUACUGGGGUAUUGAUGUUUCUUUUCAUUGGUCUUAUUGGAAUUCGACAAUAUGUUGGUAAACCUAUUCAAUGUUGGAUUCCACAAGAGUUUACGCGUGGUUGGGAAGAAUAUGCUGAGAAUUAUUGCUGGGUAUCGAAUACUUAUUUUGCUCCAUUACAGCAUAGUUUACCUCCAGCACCGGAUAGAGAGAUGUUACUUAUCGGUUACUAUCAAUGGGCACCAAUUGUAAUGGCUAUACAAGCUAUGUUAUUUUAUUUACCAUGUCUUAUAUGGCGUUUAUUUAUGGCUCAGUCAGGUUUCAACGUCAGACGUAUUCUACAAAUGUCAUGUGAUUCUAAUGUUCUACUACCAGAGCAUACAAUGAAAAAUGUACGCUUUAUAGCUCGUUAUAUGGAAGGUUGUAUUUAUAGACAAAGAGAUUAUAGGAAAAGAAAAUUAUCAACAGUUUUAGGAUUUUCUCCUACAAGUUACACUGGUCUUGGACAAUCACCACAUAUACAUGUUCAUCAACACUAUUCACCUUCUUAUCCUCCUCAUCUUCAUCAACAACAACAACCACAUCCACAUCUGCACCAUCCCCCUCCACCACCACCACCUCAUUCACAUACCCAAUCACCACCAUAUAUGCCUACAAGUCAUCUUCAUCAGCAAUUAACAACAGUUAAUUCAAGACAAUCACCUAUAGGCGGUGAUGAAAAUCGUUACAACAAUGAUCAUCAAAUAGAAUCCACAUUGAUUACAUCACCACGUCGUGAUUCUAAUACAUCAUUAUUCGAUAAAAUCAGACAUAGUUUCUCUAUAGAUGAUAAUAAUAAAAAAAGUAAAAAACGAUUACCAUCUGUUACAGAAGAAGCUAAUACAUUAGUUACAACAAUGGAAACAUUAAAUUCUAGAAAUAGUGGUGAUUAUCAUCCAAUGAUUGGACGUUUAAAAAUUGAUGAUAGUCAUACUCAACAAAAUAUAACAACAAAUGUGAAUACAACAAAUUCAUAUCGUUCUAUUCAUACAUUAUCACCUACAUUAUAUAAAUCACAAGAAAAAUCAUCAUUAAAUUUACAUAAGAAACAACAUUUUCAUUAUUGUUGUACAUGUUUUUGUGGUAAACGUCAGGGAAAUUUUUUAGUUCUCUUAUAUUUUUUCACUAAAUUCUUAUAUUUAACAAAUAUUAUUGGACAAUUAUUUAUGAUGGAAAAAUUUGUUGGUAAUGAUAGUACAUUUUAUGGAUUUCGUGUAUUAUAUGAUUUAUUAAAAGGACGUGAAUGGUUUCAUUCGGGUAAUUUUCCACGUGUAACAUUUUGUGAUUUUGAAGCGAAAAAACUUGGAAAAAAUCAUAAAUAUACUCUACAAUGUGUCCUUCCACUGAAUAUGUUCCUCGAGAAAAUCUACAUAUUUCUAUGGUUUUGGCAUUGUUUAGUUGGUAUAAUUACAUUGAGUAGUUUUAUUAUUUGGUUCUAUCGUAUGGGAUCAUCAAAAUGUCGUAUUAAAUUCAUUCGAAAAUAUUUAAAAAUUAUGUCAGUUAUGCGUGAUACAGAUAAAGCGGCAACUAGUAAAUUUGUUGAAAAUUAUUUACGUCCAGAUGGUGUUUUUUUAAUACGUUUAAUAUCAAUAAAUGUUGGUGAUUUAAUGGCUGGUGAUUUAACUUGUGAAUUAUGGCAUAUUUAUCGACAUAAACGUUUACAUGAAACUAUGGAAGAACAAAAAUAUCUUGAUGCAUUUAGUAAUACACCAGGAGAUUAUUUGAUCAAUAAUAAUAACAAUAAUAAUGGUUCCAAUUAUAUUGGUGAUACAAAUGAUUUAAUAUUAGGCACAACUAUACCAUCUUCAAGAUAUUCAAAUAAAAAUCAUUCACCAACUGCACCACCUAGUCAAAAUGCAAUCAUUAGUACAACUUCAAAUGUUACAGUAUCUGGAACAAAUAUCAAUAAUACAAUGAAUCAUAGUUCUAGUAAUAAUGAUGAUAGUAUUGUUUAA
Molecule: messenger RNA, 3016 nt
Organism: Schistosoma margrebowiei
Lineage: Eukaryota; Metazoa; Platyhelminthes; Trematoda; Strigeidida; Schistosomatidae
Source: the annotation of a GenBank genome assembly